This is a messenger RNA of Aspergillus saccharolyticus JOP 1030-1, 1906 nucleotides long. RefSeq lists its product as uncharacterized. Bases 119 to 1735 code for a protein of 538 amino acids. The record is from RefSeq and is a predicted model, not a curated record. Lineage: Eukaryota; Fungi; Ascomycota; Eurotiomycetes; Eurotiales; Aspergillaceae. The transcript has 2 exons.
CCUCUCCUGCUCAUACAUAACACCAACGCAACUCACCCGCACCUCAUAUACCCCCCACCCAACUCACUCUACAACCACAGCAAACAAAACAAAGCAACGCCCAUCAUUCAAUUCCACAAUGUCCACGCUUACCCCCGAAGCAACCCUACAGGCUCUAACGACCAAAAUCGAGGCCACCAACCUCCUCAACACCACCCACAUCCACCAACUCCUCACCACGACAGCAACCACCGAAACCACCGAAGAGAAACUCACCCUAGAGGCCUUCCUCGGAGUAUUUCCAGCAUCCAUACAAGAAGUUCACACACCCGCCCUCACCAACAUCUACCGCCUCCUCUGCUACCUCUCCACCUUCCCCUUCCACGCCCUCCCCCUCCCGAACAGCUUAUCCUACGCCGCCCUCCUCCGCGCCCUCGCGCUCGCCUCCCCCGAAAUCGCAUGCUCUCCGGAGCUCUUCGAGCAGAGCAACCUCACCCGCCGCCGGACGCGAGCAGAUUUCCGGCGCCUCGUCUUCCAGGGUCUUGCGAGUGGGGUAGUACCCAAAACUGCGGAGCAGGAAGAGAGUCGUGAAGCACGGGAGCGCGAGCGGGAGCACGCCCGGCGCAAUGCGUUUGAUAUCCCCUCCGCGGAGGACGAUCCGGUGCAGUUAGAAUUCUGUGCGGUGAACUAUGAUGAGGAUGGGGAUGAGAUGUUUCAUGACGUUCUGGAUGUGUUGUAUAAUGUGCAAGAUAAGAAGGUCUGGGAGGCGGGGGUGAUGAGGGCGGGGUGGAGGGAGGUGGCUAAGCAAUUGGUUCACGAGGUGGAAGUUCAAGCUGAUGCUGCAGCUGGUGCGGAGGAGGUUGGGGAGAGAAGGGUCAGGGUGCGGGAGUUGGGCAUUUCACGGAGUGGCUUGAAGGUGGUGGUGCGGUUAUUCUUGGAGGGGUUUUUUGGCAUUGAUGCCAAGUACACUGUUGCUACAAGGGAAAGGGAGAAAAGAGAAAACACAGAAACUGGAGGGGAGGAGGGGCUGGAGGAAGCAGCUGAGUCUGUGGUAAAGGCCUUCACGAGAGACGAGGACGGGCUGGUGGCGUGGGAGAGGUUCGAUGAGGUUGUUCGAGAUAUUAUGCCGCAAUUCUUUGUCGGGUUACAGAAGCUGCUGGCCCCCCUGUACCAACCAGCAGAUGACAGAAAGGACAUCCUCGACCAGUUACCCUCCCCAAGCAACAUCGUCACACGGCCUGUCCUGGCGCAGAUGGGGAUGCUUCUCGCGGAGACGGUGGCCUUCGACUCGCUAUUGCUGCGCGGGGCGUACACCCACACCACCAACAGCGCGGCGACAUCCGCAGAGGCGCUGACGGCUUUUUUGCGCGACGAUGAGGAGCUUACGGUCGUGUUGAUUGCCGGACGGUGUAUGCGGUCCCGCCAGAAAGUAGUGUUCGGAUUUCAUCUCCCUUGGGCAGGGUUAGAGGGUGCGGCGGCUUCGUGUCUUCUGUUUCAGUUGCAUCCGGUGCAGGAUGUCUUUCCGGGGAGUACAGCCGAGAUCCCGCGGCCGGGUUAUCGGUUUGAUGCGAGGGAAGGGACAUUAGUUUUUGGAGAAGACGGAAAAGGCGUGCAAUUGGUGCUGGAGAAGGAUCUGAAGAGAAUGAGCGUGCGGCAUGUCGUGUCGACGAAGGGGGGGUAUCAGGCCAGGGAAUGGAGGGGGAACUGGACAAUGGAGGUGGAGGUGCACGAGAUUGAGAUCUGGGAUGAGGUGUAGAGGCUUGUUGAGAUUGCGUAUUGUCUGUUCGUCUCGUGAGGAUUCACCAUAAAAGCUUCCAAGGUCACGAAAGAAGAUCAAGUACGCGCCAGGCUCUCGAUACGUAGUGUGUGCGAGAUUCAAGUCACGUAGAGAGUAGUUGGUGCCUGGGGCCCAAAAACACGCCCUUGC